UGCUCACGGUGCCGGCGCCUGCUUCGGUUGGGGAAGGGGCGCAAGCGCGGGCAGGAGGCAGGAGGCGGGGCGCGCUGACUGGGGUCUUCUUCGUUCUCCCAGCCCUCAGCGUAGUCCACAAUGGGGGACGCGCCGACCCCGGAGGAGAAACUACAUCUCAUCACUCGCAACCUGCAGGAGGUCCUUGGUGAAGAAAAACUGAAAGAGAUCCUGAAGGAGAGGGAACUGAAAGUUUACUGGGGGACUGCAACCACAGGCAAGCCACACGUGGCCUACUUUGUACCGAUGUCAAAGAUCGCUGACUUCCUGAAAGCAGGAUGUGAGGUGACAAUCCUCUUUGCAGAUCUUCAUGCAUACCUGGACAAUAUGAAGGCUCCGUGGGAGCUUCUGGAACUACGGACCUCCUACUAUGAAAAUGUGAUCAAGGCCAUGCUGGAGAGUAUUGGGGUUUCUCUGGAGAAGCUAAAAUUUGUCAAAGGCACUGAUUACCAACUCAGCAAGGAGUACUCACUGGAUGUUUACAGACUGUCCUCGAUGGUCACCCAACAUGAUGCAAAGAAAGCUGGGGCUGAAGUAGUGAAACAGGUGGAACACCCUUUAUUGAGUGGUCUGCUGUACCCAGGACUACAGGCCCUAGAUGAGGAAUAUCUGAAAGUAGAUGCCCAGUUUGGAGGAGUUGAUCAGAGGAAGAUUUUUACCUUUGCAGAAAAGUACCUCCCAACCCUGGGCUACUCAAAGAGGAUCCACUUGAUGAAUCCUAUGGUCCCAGGAUUGACAGGCAGUAAAAUGAGCUCUUCAGAAGAGGAGUCCAAGAUUGAUCUUCUUGAUCGGAAGGAGGAUGUGAAAAAGAAACUGAAAAAAGCCUUCUGUGAGCCAGGGAAUGUGGAAAACAACGGAGUCUUGGCCUUCAUCAGACACGUGCUUUUCCCCCUCAAAUCAGAGUUUGUGAUCCUUCGAGACGAGAAGUGGGGUGGCAAUAAAACCUACACAGCUUACUCAGAGCUGGAAAAGGACUUUGCAGACCAGGUGGUACAUCCUGGAGAUCUGAAGAAUUCAGUUGAAGUGGCCUUGAACAAAUUACUGGACCCCAUUCGAGAAAGGUUUAAUGCCCCUGCAUUGAAGAAACUGUCCAGUGCAGCUUACCCUGACCCAACAAAGCAGAAGCCAGCAGCCAAAGGCUGUGCCAAGAACUCAGAGCCGGAGGAGGUCAUCCCGUCCCGGCUGGACAUCCGUGUGGGGAAGGUGAUCACUGUAGAGAAGCACCCGGACGCAGACAGUCUGUACCUGGAGAAGAUUGAUGUUGGGGAGCCGGAGCUGCGGACAGUGGUGAGCGGCCUGGUUCAGUUUGUUCCCAAGGAGGAACUACAGGACAGACUUGUGGUGGUCCUGUGCAACUUGAAACCCCAAAAAAUGAGAGGAGUGGAGUCACAAGGGAUGCUUCUCUGUGCGUCCAUGGAUGGGGCAAAGCGCCAGGUGGAGCUCCUGGACCCUCCUUCCGGCUCUGCCCCUGGGGAGCGAGUGUUUGUGGAGGGCUAUGAGAAGGGCCAGCCUGAUGAGGAGCUCAAACCCAAGAAGAAAGUCUUUGAGAAGCUACAGGCUGACUUUAAAAUCUCGUCGGAGUGCGUUGCGCAAUGGAAGCAGACCAACUUCAUGACCAAGCUGGGCUGCAUCUCUUGUAAAACACUGAAGGGAGGAAGCAUCGGCUAACUGCAGGGUUGUCCUCCUCCGCCCUCCCACCCCUCUCCCAAGCUGCUCCCGGUCUUGGUGAGCCUGCCUAUCUCCAGGCCACCAGGUCAU
Messenger RNA from Phascolarctos cinereus (koala), 1797 nucleotides. It is a transcript of the gene YARS1, whose product is annotated as tyrosyl-tRNA synthetase 1. The record is from RefSeq and is a predicted model, not a curated record. Gene Ontology annotation, biological process: tyrosyl-tRNA aminoacylation. Gene Ontology annotation, molecular function: ATP binding; tyrosine-tRNA ligase activity; tRNA binding. NCBI's taxonomy places the organism in Eukaryota, Metazoa, Chordata, Mammalia, Diprotodontia, Phascolarctidae.